UUUGCUAAAAAUCAAGCAGUAAUUCAGAGCUCAGGAGCCUAUCUCUGCUUUCUGGAUUCAGAUGAUGUGAUGAUGCCACAGCGGGUUAGGCUGCAGCACCAAGUUGCCAUUCAACACCCAAACAGUAUUGUUGGUUGCCAAGUCAGAAGAGAGCCACUGGACUCCACUGAACGAUACACUCGCUGGAUCAAUAACCUGACCCAAGAGCAACUUCUCACACAGGUGUUCACCUCCCACGGACCCACUGUGAUCAUGCCAACCUGGUUCUGUUCUCGAGAGUGGUUUUUUCACGUGGGAAAAUUUGAUGAGGGGGGAAAGGGGGUCCCAGAAGAUCUGCUGUUUUUUUAUGAACACAUCCAGAAGGGUGGUGAGGUCUUCCGAGUGAACCGCUGCCUCCUGCUCUACCGGUACCACCCGCAGGCUGCGACUCAUUCCGUCCUGGAGGGAACCAUCUGGAACCACCGAGUCAGAUUCCUUGAGGACAGAGUCCUGAGCUCCUGGACAUCCUUCACCAUUUGGAAUGCUGGCAAGCAAGGCAAGAAGCUCUACAGAAGUUUGUCACCAGCUAACAGGAAAAAGGUCAUUGCCUUUUGUGAUGUUGAUGAAAAGAAAAUAACAAAAGGAUUCUACACUUAUGAGGAAUCUGAGGAGAGACCAAAACCAAAGGUCCCUGUGUGUCACUUCAGAGAUGCAGCUCCACCUUUCAUCAUCUGUGUGAAGCUGGAUUUGACAGGUGGAGUGUUUGAAGCAAACCUGGACAUGCUGAACCUGAAGGAAGGGAUGGAUUAUUAUCACUUUAACUAAACCCAAGGUGAGGCAGUGGGACUGAAGCUGUGUUAUGGGUGCAGGAAGACCAAAGUCUUCAGAAUUUUUUAGUAAUUUGUGCUUCAUUAAUUUACUCUUUGGGCUGAGUAACCCCUUUCUAAGGGAGGUCAUAGUUACACCAUGGGUAAUGCUGUGAGCUCAUUGCACAUCACUCAGUUUGACUUUAAAUUGUAUAUCUAAUUUAAAUACCCACCAAACACAGCCCAGAGGGUUACCACACUGUCACCACAGGGAAGCCUCAGGCAAAGCCUGAAGCACUGGAAGAGCAGAGAGGUUUUUAUCACACACUGCCUGGAGCUCUCACCCUGUCCCUGCUCCCAGGAGCAGCUGCUGGUGUUUGCCAAGGGCUCUGCACAGGGGCAGGACUGGGAUUCAAGGAGAACAUCCUUGGAUUUGGGGCUGUGUGAGCAGAACAGCUGUGUCUGUGACAGUACCUGAACAGCUGAGGAGGAGGAGGAGGAGGAUGGAGGCUCAGGGUAAAGUGACAGUGGGCAGUGGAGUUGGGUGACUCAUGGGUGGCUCUUCUCUGGGACUGAAUCAGAUUUUAGAGACUGGAAGUCAAUUGUAAUUAAUAUCCUAAAAGAGCAGGAUCAUCCCAUUUGCAGAGAUGUGUCUAUAAACACACACAGCCCCUGUUCAAGUGCUGGGAGAGUGGGGUUUAAUUAGAGCCAUCAAAUAACAGUGUAAUUACAAGAUCAUGUGGCCUGUGCAUUUGCCCUCCCUGUCACAGGAGUCUCACUAAAGAUCAGUGUUGGAGCAGUUUCAUUUUAUAGGAGUAAGAAAUAGGCUGGC
Molecule: messenger RNA, 1617 nt
Organism: Lepidothrix coronata (blue-crowned manakin)
Lineage: Eukaryota; Metazoa; Chordata; Aves; Passeriformes; Pipridae
Gene: B3GNTL1
Product: UDP-GlcNAc:betaGal beta-1,3-N-acetylglucosaminyltransferase-like 1
Exons: 9
Coding region: 70-804 (244 amino acids)
Source: RefSeq, a predicted model, not a curated record